GGUCCUCCUCCUUUCAGUACAUCGAACUAUUUUUCCCCUAUUUCCGAAAAGCCCCCAAGUCUAGGGUUUUCAUCCACCUGAAAGUCCCUGCACCACCGUUUCUGGUGUUAUAAACGCAACGCGGGUCUCUUUAGUAGUUUAAUAAAAUGCAUUGAACUUAAGAUUCAUGGAUUUUUAUAAAAAGUGCUUACUUUGAUGUAUUUGGUGGUGGAUAAUCAUAUAGCGUCUUGUUUGGUCGACUUUGUUGCUGAGCUGAUUUAAGUUGGCCAACUGAGAAAAGCAUGCUGUCCUGCUACCUUUAGAUAUGAUAUACAGUUAGACCGCAUGGAUUUUGCUGUAAACGGUGUGUCAUUGCUUUGCAUUGGUAUUUGGUAGUCCACUAACAGUGUUUUGUCAUUGUCUUGGUUAACAUGGUGAACUGGGUUUUUCAUUCAUAUCCGUAUCCUCUCAUUUAUUUUAUAAAUGAGAGGAUACGGAUAUGAAUUCAGAGGUUCUUUCUUUUACUAAAGAAUAUAAUUGUAAGAGUUUUACUGCAGUAAGCACACUUGGCUGGGUUGAAAUGCACCUCUUGUAUAGCUUUGUUGAGUUUUACUUGAGAUCUACAAACAUAAAUCUAAGGGUGCGGAGUCAAUGGUCUUAGGUUGUUUAAUUUGGUCGUUGGGAAACUGGAUGAUGAAGAUUAUGUUUAACUGAGAGGCUUUUUAAGGGAGAAUUUGGUUGGUUAGUUUUUGAACUAACAAAUACGAAUAAAGGAAGAAGAUCGACUAAGGCAACUCACCACCAAACCAUUAUUUCAUAAACCUUUUACAUGUUUUACCACUGACGUUGGUUGGUUGUUUUUUGGAUUGUAGGUAUUGGAGUAAUUUGCUAUCACUACCUUUUGCUUGUUUGGACGUUUUUUGUAAUUGAAUAAGAAUAAAAAAUAUGACUCUUUCACCAAUUUUCUGUGUUCAUUACAAUGGCAAGGGGAAAGCUUAUAUUGAUUUGCCAAUCUGGUGGUGAGUUUGUCACAAAUGAGGAUGGAUCGAUGUCAUACACUGGAGGUGAGGCACAUGCAAUAGAUAUCAAUUGUGAAACCAUGUUUGAAGAUCUCAAAUUAAAAUUAGCUGAAAUGUGGAAUUUGGAAUGUAAUUCCAUAUCCAUAAAGUAUUUCCUCCCAGGAAACAGACAAACCCUCAUCAGUUUAUCAAAUGACAAAGACCUCAAAAGGAUGUGUAAAUUUCAUGGAAGUUCAGUAACUGCCGAUGUUUUUGUCAUGGGGAGAGCAGGUUUUCAUCGUGAAGUCUUGAACAGUCAUAGCAGUUGCAGGGCAAGUGCAAUAAAAGUAGCUGAAACUGUACCCCCUGUUGCUGACUUCAGUACCUCUGCUGCUGCACCCCAUGCCGCUGCUGCUCUUCCUGUUGCAACAUAUGCAGCUGAAGAACUCAUUAAUGCUAAUUCCAGCAUUGGUCCAGUUUCCCCUGUCGCUCUUCCUGUAGAAAGACCUGCUGACUCCAUUAUAUCUGUUACAGCAGCUGCCAAUACUGCCAAUGAUAAUCCAGAUGCUGCUUAUUCCAGUCCAGCCGGUUCCAUUGCCGUUGCCACUGAUGCGACUGCUCAUGACCCAAAUAUAAUUGAUAUGUCCUCCACCCCUGCUGAUACUGUUAAGAAACGAAGGCGAACUGCAUCCUGGAAAGUUAGUGCAAAUGGUCCUGCUAUUGUUGAUGUCACUGACCAUAUUGAGGAGAAAAGGAAAAGUUCAUCCAGAAAAAAGAACACCCAAAAUUGCAAUGCUGCAACAGCAACCGACAAUCCAAAGCAGCAACAAGAUACUUCAACCUGUGAAGAAGAUUCUUACGGUUCCUCUAUCCUUGCUCGUUCAAGUGAUGUUCCACCUGAAAAACUAGUUUCAUCUUGGAAAGAUGGAAUUGUUGGUGUUGGUCAGGUAUUCAAAAGUGUGUAUGAAUUUCGGGAUGCUCUCCAGAAAUAUGCCAUAGCGCAUCGUUUUAUGUACAGGUUAAAAAAGAAUGACACUUACCGUGCUAGUGGCACAUGUAUAUCAGAAGGCUGUUCUUGGAGGAUUCAUGCUUCCUGGGACUCAUCCUCAGAGUCCUUCAGGAUUAAAAAGAUGAAUAAAUCGCAUUCGUGUGGAGGGGAAUCUUGGAAGUCUGCUCAUCCGUCAAAGAAUUGGUUGGUGAGUAUCAUAAAGGAAAUAUUACGAGGUAGCCCUCAUCACAAACCAAAGGAAAUUGCUAACAGCAUUCUUCGUGACUUUGGGAUUGAGCUGAAUUAUACUCAAGUAUGGCGUGGAAUUGAGGAUGCCCGGGAGCAACUUCAGGGUUCGUAUAAAGAAGCAUAUAAGCAGUUUCCUGUGUUUUGUGAGAAGAUGAUGGAGGCAAAUCCUGGUAGUAUUGUUAAGCUUUGCGCUACUGAAGAUAAAAGAUUUCAGCGCCUUUUUGUAUCCUUUCACGCUACACUGUGUGGUUUUCAAAAUGGUUGUCGCCCCCUUCUUUUCCUUGACACCACAUCUUUAAAAUCAAAGUACCACGAGGUUUUGUUGACAGCUACUGCAUUGGAUGGUAAUGACGGUGUUUUCCCCGUUGCAUUUGCUGUAGUAGAUACCGAGAAUGAUAAGAAUUGGCAUUGGUUUUUGGAGCAGUUGAAAUCAGCAAUGUCUACUUCAGUAUUCAUAACUUUUGUCUCUGACAGAGAGAAGGGCUUAAAGAAGCUGGUACUUGACGUAUUUCAGAAGGCUCAUUAUGGAUAUUCGAUAUUCCAUCUAAUAGAAAACUUCAAGAAAAACUUGAAGGGCCCAUUUCAUGGAGACGGGAGGGGUUCUUUGCCUGGCUUUUUUGUGGCUGCUGCCCAUGCUGUCCGACAUGAUGGUUUUAGAAUAUGUACUGAGCAAAUUAAACGUGUGUCCUCAAAAGCAUAUGACUGGGUCUUGCAAAUUGAGCCAGAUCACUGGACAAAUGCAGUAUUUAAGGGUGAGCGCUAUAAUCAUAUCACUGAAAAUGUUGGAGAGACAUACACCAACUGGAUAGAGGAAGUGCGGGAGCUACCGAUAAUACAGAAGGUCGAAAUGCUAAGAUACAAGUUGAUGGAGUUGAUUAAAACUCGUCAAACAGAAUCGAGUAGGUGGUCUACAAAACUGACUCCAUCCAAGGAGGAAAAAUUGCGAGAAGAAACUCCUAAAGCACAGGGCUUGAAAGUAUUGUUCUCAUCUGAUAUCCUUUUUGAAGUUCACGAUGAUUCCAUUCAUGUGGUGGAUAUUGAUAAGUGGGACUGCACUUGUCUAGGAUGGAAAGCUUCUGGGCUACCUUGCCGCCAUGCUAUUGCUGUCUUUAAUUCGACAGGCAGGAAUGUGUAUGAUCACUGUUCAGGGUACUCCACAGUUGAUAGCUUCCGUCUAACAUAUUCAAUGUCCAUAAACCCUGUAUCUGCCAUUUCCAUUCCUUCAAGUAAUGAAAAAACCGCCUCGGAUUCUCUGCCUCUACUUCCUCCUUGCACGUCGCGGCCCCCCAGCCAACAAAAAGAGCAGACCAGCAGUAAGGGAGUGUCGAAGAGGCCGGUUUCUUGCACUAGGUGCAAGGGAUCGGGGCAUAAUAAAUCUACAUGCAAGGCCAACUUAUAGGUUGUAUGUGAAUGAAUUUUGCAGUUGCGCAGUUGUUAUCUUCGAUCAUAUCAAACAUGGUUGUGCAGUUUUGCUGCUCAAUUGGUCGUUUGAUUAUAUUUGAAGUGGAGUUGUGAAAUUUACAAGCCAGUAUAUAAAUACAGUUGUCAUAGGACUCAAUAGAGUUAUAAUAAAAAAAGAAGUAAAAACAUC
Molecule: messenger RNA, 3805 nt
Organism: Juglans microcarpa x Juglans regia
Lineage: Eukaryota; Viridiplantae; Streptophyta; Magnoliopsida; Fagales; Juglandaceae
Exons: 4
Coding region: 959-3613 (884 amino acids)
Molecular function (GO): protein binding; zinc ion binding
Source: RefSeq, a predicted model, not a curated record